AUGGCCGCAAAGGAUUUGGUAUGCAUGCACGAUGACGACCUGUACCAGCACGACUGGAAAAGCGCCAGAGCAGUCAACCAGGACGAGUUUGUACUGACCAGAGUCGUCGGACUGACCAACAUCUCCAAGAAUGCCCUGGACUGCAAUCCCAUCACAGGCCACGUGGCUUUUCCCGCGUCCAGUAUGCUGGUUCUUCUCGACCCUAAGACUAACGAUCAGAAAUACAUGAGGAACCCAACAGGUAAGAACAUCUCUUGCCUCUCGUUCUCGGACGAUGGUCGGCUGGUGGCUCUGGGAGAAUCAGGGGUGAAACCUUUAGUGUCGCUAUGGUCAGUUAAGGAUUUGAAGGAACUUAGCAAGUUUACAGUUGACCAUUCUGUGGGCGUGAAGACUAUUGCCAUCCAUCCCAAGUAUAAUUACUUGGUGGUUAUAGGUAUUCAGGAUUUGAACAUCGGAGUAUGGGAUUAUGUCCGCUGUAACAGACUGGCUCUUACCAAAUGGCAAACGGUUCCUUUGUCUCUAACUAUACCAAAAUCAGGCACCAGUGUCAUUCUGUGCGGCCAUAGAAAAAUUACGCUGUUCAAUUUAGAUAAGGUCAACUCCAAUUCUUACGAAACCAACGUUUUCGAGGACAAAAAAGCCGUGCUGCUUGGUAGGCAGAGCGAGUACACUUUCGUUGACAUCACCAGCGGAAGGGGAAAGUUUGACAAGAAUGUCUAUUCGGUAACAACCUGCGGCUACUUGUGCGAGAUUAGACUCGGCGAUAUACUUAUAGAUAAAGCAAUUAAAGUCGACUCCCACGCUUUCUGCGUCCGGUUUGCUCUAAACCACGUCUUCGUUGGGUGUUGUCAAGGAGUUGUGAAGAUCUGCAACCCGGAUUCUCUGACCGUCGCCGUGGCCGUUUCUCUGGAUCAGUUACUUGGUUCAGAAGCCUUUCCCCAAGUAGCUUCUAGACUCUACUUGGACACGACUGCUAUUGCGGUCAACGAAAAGGAGUCGAUAGUCACCUGCAUAUACUCCAACUGCAGUAUCUAUUCCUGGCAAAUCAACAACUUCACGGACAGUUUCGAGUGUUCUGUUCUUCUGCCUUCUCUAGACGACCAGCUGGAAAAUUUAGAGCUAGAUAGCUGUGUCAACGAGAGCGUCUGUAGAGCCAACAUGUUUCGGUCAUUAAUGGGCUGCAUAGAAUUCAGCAAAGAUUCCAGACUUUUCGAUACAGAAACUCUAGCUGCCCGUAACGGCAUGCGAUGUCAUCACGACCUCAUGCAUGUCAUCAAGGGGAAUUCAACCAGGCAGCAGCACGUCACUUCCUUCCGUUUCAGCCCUGACGGCCGAGACGUUAUCUGUGGCAACGAAGCCGGUGAGAUUAAGGUCUACGACGCCUGCACUGGGGUUCUGAGGCGCGUCAUUGAAGCCCAUAGCGCUCAGGUGAUGUGUAUAGAGCUUCUCUAUGACGGGGACUACCAGCUGGUCUGCACCGGUGGGAGGGAUAGAAUAAUUUUUAUUUUAAACGCCAAAGCCGACUUUAGCCUCGUGCAAGUUUUGUGCGAUCACUCCGCGGCAAUCACUGCGAUCAGUCUGGUCAGUCACGACGGUUUACUCACCCUAGUUUCUGCCGCGGCCGAUAACCUAAUCCUAGUACGAAGAGCAACUUCAGGGAAUUCCUUGAAGUUCACAGUAACCGGUCAGAUCGUGGAAUCCAGGUACAACAAAGCUUUGAACGUUACAGGUGAUUACAUCAUCACAGGUGAUAGAAAUGGCAACAUUAAACUCUUCAAAGCGGACCCGAUAUUCAACCCUAAGCUGUCGAAAACGUUGAAGACAAUACCCAAGGGGAACCAGAUUACAUCCAUGCCCAGACCAAUGUGCAUUGAUCCAACUGGUAGCUUUAUUGCGACAGCCCAAAACGCCGGGCAAAUUGUGGUCUACCAUCUCCCAACUGGCCAGCCUAUCGCGUCUUUGCCAGCCCAGACAGAUGCCACCACAAUCAAAUUCACAAACUGUCUGAGAUACAUGGUAAGCUCAACCUCCAAUGGUUGCACUAUGAUUUGGAGGAUUCCAGAAAGAAUGACCGACUUUCUGGUAGCUAAGCGAAACAAGACAUACCAGAUCGAGGUUGCCAAGGAAGUGUCUUACGAGACGACAAUCGUGUCGUGUGUGAAGGUAUGCAAGGAAAUGUCCAUGAGGGAAUCAGCCAAAAGCAGUGAUAAACGCGAUUACUCGCGCCCAGACUCCAACCACAAUUAUGAUACCGACGCCACGCCGAGUAUUGAAUCUUUGAGUUUUCUCCGAGAUGCACACGACGGCGACGGGGAGUCAGACAGAAACAGCGUCUACAGCACGGAAAGCUAUAUUAGUUGUAGCACUUGCAGAGAAUCUUGUUCCGACACGGUAAACUGGUGUCGCUCAUCCGAUUCGAGCAUCCAAACCAAUUCGGGAACAAUAUCUUUCAAUUUCCGAGACGAUAGCGAUUUCUGUGGUCGGAUCAUUGAAGAUAGCCAAUGCAAGAAACUAGGUAUCUUCAGACAAAAAAGUAAUGAAGCCAAAGGAAAAUAUGGCAAAGUGAGAUUUCUUCAGUCCAUCGCCCUGCUUUAG
This is a messenger RNA of Candidula unifasciata, 2595 nucleotides long. The record is from the annotation of a GenBank genome assembly. NCBI's taxonomy places the organism in Eukaryota, Metazoa, Mollusca, Gastropoda, Stylommatophora, Geomitridae.